Messenger RNA from Meloidogyne enterolobii, 1743 nucleotides. The record is from the annotation of a GenBank genome assembly. Lineage: Eukaryota; Metazoa; Nematoda; Chromadorea; Rhabditida; Meloidogynidae.
AUGAAUAUAUCUCCAAUAAUGGGGAGUGCAGGAACUGAAGCAGGUGUUGGGGGAGGUCAUUCAGAAACAACAGAAAAGAAAACUGGCUCGGCAAAAGUUGGAGGGAGUGGGGGAAUUGAUAUUAAAAAUAAAGUAGUUUUGUAUUUGUGUCAAUUCAAGGAUAUUACUCCUCUCAAGGAACCGUUAGAGGGCGAAAAUAAUAAAAUCCUUGGUCUUUCACGCAUUUUACAAAUUGCCAGAGUAGCCAAAUAUAGACAGCAAUUUACUCCUAAUCAUAUCGAGACGAAAGAUCUUAAACCGGCACAAAGUGUUAUUGGCUCUAAUUUUAAUCAGCUAAUGAAUUUGGGAGGAGAUGUGUUGCCACAAUAUAGACACGAGACACCAAAAACAUCACCACACAUCAUCCUCCAUUAUUCCACAAGUAAAACUGUUUGGGACUGGUCAAUUCUGGCGCUCACAUUUUAUACAGCAUUCAUGGUGCCAUUCAAUAUUGCCUUCCGUCAUCGAGAUCCAACGCCUCUGGGUAUUGACUAUGUUAUUUUACUCGAUUCUGUUGUUGAUGUUAUUUUUUUCGCUGAUAUUUUACUUAAUUUCCAUACAACAUUUGUUGGCCCCGUUGGAGAAGUAGUAAUAGACCCAAAAGCAAUUAGACAUAAUUAUUUCAAGUCUUGGUUUUUAAUUGAUUUACUUUCUUGUUUGCCUUAUGAUAUAUUUUAUAUGUUUAAACAGGAUGAUGAAAGAAUUGCCUCUCUAUUUAGUGCCCUAAAAGUUGUCCGACUUCUCCGACUUGGAAGAGUUGCCCGUAAACUUGAUAAUUAUUUGGAAUAUGGUGCAGCAACUCUCUUACAUUUACUCUGUGCCUAUGUUCUUGUAGCUCACUGGAUGGCCUGUAUUUGGUAUGUAAUUGGUGAAUACGAGGCUAGAAAUAAAUUUCAUUUUCUUCAAGAACAGACUUUGGCUGAUGGUUGGCUAAUCCGUCUUUCAUAUGACUUAAAAAUGCCAUUUAAUUCGAGUGCUUCAAAUCUAAGUAGAUUAGUUGGAGGUCCAGAUAAAACACAUUGUUAUGUGUCUUCUUUAUAUUUUACAAUGUCUUGUAUGUCCACCGUUGGGUUUGGAAAUAUUGCAAGUACAACUAUGAAUGAAAAAAUAUUCGGAAUUUGUAUGAUGAUUAUUUCUGCACUUUUGUAUGCAGCCAUUUUUGGUCAUAUGACUACAAUAAUACAACAAAUGACUUCCUCUACACAGAGAUAUCAUCAAAUGAUUAGCGAUGUUCGGGAAUUUAUUCGUCUUCAAGAAAUUCCCAAAGAUUUGGCAGAAAAAGUAGUUGAUUAUAUUGUUUCGACCUGGACAAUAAGUAAAGGAAUUGAAUCAAAUAAAGUUCUUGGCUUUUGCCCGAAAGAUAUGCGGGCUGACAUUUGUGUUCAUAUGAAUAGAAAAGUUUUUAAUGAACACAUUUGUUUUAAAUUAAUGUCUGAUGGAUGCGACCUUCUCUACCAUACAGGUGAAUCUGUAGAUGCUUUAUGGUUUGUAGUUCAAGGAUCUUUGGAGGUUAAGCAGGAUGAUGAAGUUGUGGCUAUACUCGGGAAGGGAGAUGUUUUUGGAGAUGAAUUUUGGAAACACAAUAGAACCGGUCAAUCAUCGUGUAUGGUUCAGGCAUUAACUUAUUCUGAUUUGGUUAAUUAUUUAUUUAUAAUAAAAAAAUUAAUUUUCUAUGUAAAUAUUUUAUAUUCUGAAAAAAACUGA